AACGGACCUUUGGGUUAAAAAUUGGGAUUGAAAGAGCUAAUCACUUGGAAGCAGAUAACGGUAGGAGAAAAAGAAAAGAGGCGUCUCUGAAUCUGAUUUUCGUCAUUUUCGCAGCAUGUUUGGUCCCAGCAGCUUGGUUGAUUUUGAGAUGUUGAAGAAAGAUAUCAAAAGGCAUGAAGACAACCUAAAAUUUUUGAAGUCAGAGGCAAACCGUUUAGAUGAAUCUAUACUUGACUUGCAAGUUUUCAGUGACCCUUGGGAAGUAUCAUUCCACCAACACACCUCAGAAAGCAACUAAAAAUGGUGGCUCUCGCAAUGAGGAAGAGACAACGGAACAAAUUCUGAAGCAAGAGAUAACAGCAGCUGCCAUGUUCUGCCAAAUAAAAACUCAACAUGCAACUCUGUUGUCAAAUUUGCCAUUGACUAAGGAUGUGCUAGGUGUUGUGGCAACUCUUGCCAGAGUUGAUAAUGAUAAUCUUAAUAGGCUUCUCUCGGAGUACUUGGGACUGGAGACCAUGCUGGCACUAGUUUGUAGGUCAUUUGAAGGUGUCAAGGCUUUGGAGAAGUAUGAUGGGGAGGGCAAAAUAAACAGCAGUGCUGGUCUACAUGGUCUUGCAUAUUCUAUUGGAAGGAAAAUUAAUGGCCGAUUUCUUGUCAUUUGCCUAGAAGAUUUGAGGCCAUAUAUUGGUGGUUUUAUAGCUGAUGAUCCUCAAAAGAAGCUUGUACUUUCAAAGCCAAAGCUACCAGAUGGGAGCUCCCCAACUGGCUUUCUAGAUUUUGCAGUUAACAUGAUUAAUUUGGAUAAUGGGAAUUUGUAUUGUAUCACUGCCAAAGGACAUGGUCUUAGAGAAACACUAUUCUAUGCCCUAUUUUCUCACCUUCAAGUAUACAGAACCAGGACGGAAAUGCUACUUGCUCUUCCAUGCAUAACUCAUGGAGCCCUCUCUUUAGAUGGCGGGAUGAUCAAGAGAAAUGGUGUCUUUGCACUUGGAAAUAGGACAGAUGUAGAGGUGAAAUUCCCAGUAAUUUCCAGCAGAUGCUUACCUGCUGACUACACUAAAAUUGAAGAUGCAGUUAGGAUGCUGAAAUGGGAACAAGGUAAUAUUGCCGAGGAUAUGAGAAGAGAACAAUCUUUGUUGGACAAAGCAAAGGCUCAAUUGAUGGGCGAGUCGAAAACAUAAAAUGUUGCUGGACACCCUAUUUUUUGGCGCGGUAAAGCUGGGCCAGUGUAAAGAAAAGUUGGUGCACAUUAUUUUUGGGAUGACAAGAAAUUUUACACAUAUUUUUGAGGCCCUUGAAGUGUAUGGUCUCAGCUCAACUUUUAAACUGAAAUAUCGAGUCAAGGAAUAGUUGUUUAGUAAGAGAAUUUACCGCUAUUUUAUGCA
Messenger RNA from Hevea brasiliensis (rubber tree), 1385 nucleotides. Its product is annotated as protein DEFECTIVE IN MERISTEM SILENCING 3. The coding region runs from base 219 to 1181 and encodes 320 amino acids. The transcript has 6 exons. The record is from RefSeq and is a predicted model, not a curated record. Lineage: Eukaryota; Viridiplantae; Streptophyta; Magnoliopsida; Malpighiales; Euphorbiaceae.